AAAUACUCAAAAUGACUGCGAGACAGCCCUCAUGCAAGUGACCCGUUGACAGUGGCACAGCCCUGAUCUCUCGAGGGCGGGGGCUUAGCGGGAAAGCACCUCGAAAUUCGCGAGUCCAUGAGUGUGAACUUACAAAUCUUCAGAAGCAGCGGAUGUUUACUAAACAAAAUCUCGCGAGAUCAAAUUCAUUGUUAUAGCAACGUGUCGGCGUCAUCCUCUUGGAAACGUUAUGCUGCGUGCUUGUUACAGUAUUACCGUAAGUAGCUAGCAGUUGCGUAGUCCCGGGAUUUAUCACCAUGUCAGCAAUCCACAGCCUGGUCCCAGCACGCUUCCUCACACUCACAGCCCAUCUGGUCAUCGUAAUCACUAUCUUCUGGUCCCGGGACAACAAUGUCCGGGCCUGCCUGCCUCUGGACUACAGCCAGGAUGAAUACAGGAGCCAGGACACACAAUUGGUGGUUGCAUUGUCUGUGACCCUUGGCCUAUUUGCCAUUGAGUUGGCAGGAUUCUUCUCUGGAGCGUCUAUGUUCAACAGCACCCAGAGCCUUCUCUCCAUCGCAGCCCACGCCAGUGCAUCCGUUGCGCUACUCUUCUUUCUCUUUGAGCAGUGGAGUUGUGCCAUCUACUGGUGGAUCUUUGGCUUCUGCAGGUUAGUGUCACUCACCUUUUAUGUAUACGUUUGGCCCUCCUGCAAUGCACCAUGGUUUUCCAUCCCUGACUCGCCUUUCCUGUCAGCACUGGCUGCCCACUGCAGCGCCUCCGUGUGCCUGUCUUUCUUCGUCUUUCAGCAAUGGGAGUGCUGGACAUACUGGUUUGUGUUCACCUUCUGCAGUGCUCUCCCUGCAUUGAUGGAAAUCCUCCUCUUCGUUUCUGUCUUUGCCCUGAAAAAGAAGCCGCUGUAAGAAGCCUGGACUGAGCCCUGGUCAUCCUUUCUUUGACCUCGUUAGCUUUACGGUCUCAUCGAGAAACAUGGGCUCACAAGGGGCCGCAAGAGUCAGCUCGGUCAUUAACCAUGGGAUCCAGGAUAAAAGUUAAAUACUGGCCAGACUUUUCAAUACACAAAAACUUGGUGUCUGCUACCAAGCUUGACACAGUUAUGUAUUAGAAUUUCAAGCAUAGGUUCUUUCAUGGCUGUGUGUGCCAUUCGAGCUGUACCCACUUUUUAACUCAUUUUUGGAUAAUUUGUUUUUUCUGUUUUUCAAUAUUCUGUGCUUUUGUCAUUUUCACCGAUUGCAGUGACUCAAAUUACUGUUAUCUGACUGUCUUAUUACUUUAUGUUAGCAUUGACAAUAUUCUGUAACAUUUUAAAAUUCCUACAGAGUAUCAGUUUACCAGGAGCGGAGUAUAUUUUAUUAAGUGAUAUCUUCAACAUUUCAGUCCAAAACAAAGUGGUAUUGAUUGAGUAACUAUAAUAUCUAUGUUGGCAAAAGAGAAAUAUGGUAAUAAUUGAUUUUAUAGUCGUACAUGUCACGUUCGCUCGAGAAGCGGGUGAUCGCGCUGGCAGGCGAGCGGGCAGGUAACAGGCGAGCGGGCAGGUAACAGGCGAGCGGGCAGGUAACAGGCGAGCGGGCAGGUAACAGGCGAGCGGGCAGGUAACAGGCGAGCGGGCAGGUAACAGGCGAGCGGGCAGGUAACAGGCGAGCGGGCAGGUAACAGGCGAGCGGGCAAGAGCAGGGUGAACGGGGAUUUAUUGGACAAACAGGGUGCAGGGAACAUCUCACGACGACUAACAUCAAUGACAGACAAAGGCAUCAGGCAAGACGUGGACUUAAAAAGACAGGACUGGUUGAAAAUAAUCAGACAAAGCUGGGCACGAUCGGGAAAGCACACGUGGAUAAUCAGGGGGCGUGGCACACACGAGGAUCGGACGAGCUGGGCGUGACAGUACACUUAUACCUCAGGGAAUACUGUGCUUUAAAUGUGUUAUUUAAUAGAAACAUCGUCACAUAAUUAAAACAUUUUCAUAAGCAUGGUGUAUGAGAGAUCUCUUUAGUAAGUGAGAGGUAUACUGAGAGUUUUUGCUUACUAUAGGUGUUUAUUUCUGUUUGUAUGUUUAUAAUAAUGUAUAUUUUGUUGUUCAUGAAAUUUCAGGGUAAAAUAUGUAAAAAUGAUUUAUACAAAUAAAUACCUUUUUUCAAA
This is a messenger RNA of Brienomyrus brachyistius, 2139 nucleotides long. It is a transcript of the gene tmem107, whose product is annotated as transmembrane protein 107. The record is from RefSeq and is a predicted model, not a curated record. The transcript has 6 exons. Gene Ontology annotation, cellular component: MKS complex. The coding region runs from base 297 to 902 and encodes 201 amino acids. Lineage: Eukaryota; Metazoa; Chordata; Actinopteri; Osteoglossiformes; Mormyridae. Gene Ontology annotation, biological process: non-motile cilium assembly; protein localization to ciliary transition zone.